AUGCAAUCCUCUUUCCGUUGUCCCCGGAAGGACUACAAGCUCCUUGAUGCAUUGCGCGUAAUUCAGUACCAAACUGUUCGAUAUGAUAUUCUUCCCUUAUCUCCCGUGUCCCGGAAUCGGCUAAGCCAGGUGAAGAGGAAGAUCCUGGUGCUGGAUCUGGAUGAAACGCUUAUUCACUCCCAUCAUGAUGGGGUCCUGAGGCCCACGGUCCGGCCUGGAACACCUCCUGACUUCAUCCUCAAGGUGGUAAUAGACAAACAUCCCGUCCGGUUUUUUGUACACAAGAGGCCCCACGUGGAUUUCUUCUUAGAAGUGGUAAGCCAGUGGUACGAGCUAGUGGUGUUCACAGCAAGCAUGGAGAUUUAUGGCUCUGCUGUGGCAGAUAAACUGGACAAUAGCAGAAGCAUUCUCAAGAGGAGAUACUACAGACAGCACUGCACUUUGGAAUUGGGCAGCUACAUCAAGGACCUCUCUGUGGUCCAUAGUGACCUCUCCAGCAUUGUGAUCCUGGAUAACUCCCCAGGAGCUUACAGGAGCCAUCCAGACAAUGCCAUCCCCAUCAAAUCUUGGUUCAGUGACCCCAGUGAUACCGCCCUUCUCAACCUGCUUCCGAUGCUGGAUGCCCUCAGGUUCACCGCUGAUGUUCGUUCUGUGCUGAGCCGAAACCUUCACCAACAUAGGCUCUGGUGACAGCUGCUCCCCCUCCACCUGAGUUGGGGUGGGGGGGAAAGGGAGGGUAAGCCCUCUGGGAUGCCAACUGAUACCCUGUCCAAUGGUGAGGACUGCCCGGGCAGGGUCUGCCCCUCCCACCCCUCUCCUCUGUAUGGAGUCUGGAUGGACACAUGGGCCACACUCUGAAGCAGCCUCACUCUAACUUCGUGUUCGCACUCCCUGGAAACCCCAGACUGGGACAUAAGCGGAAGCCUAGGAGAGCUGAAACAGUGUAUCUGGUGGAGAGAGAGGACUGGCCAAAGUGAGACAGACGUUUGGUAAUCCAGGAGGCUCAAAGAAAAGCCAAGCCAGCUUUGUUGUGAUUUGAUUUUUUAAAAACUCUUGUACAAAAUUGAUCUAAUUCUUCACUCCAAGGGCUGGGCUGUGGGUGGGAAACUGGGAUUUUGGGCCACUGGAUUUUCCCCAAACAUGUCCUCCCUUCCCCCAUAUUUUUCCAUUUCCCCUUCUUACUAGAUUCCCUCAGACCUGUAACCAGCCUUCUCUUUAUUUUCCUUCCUCUCUUUUAAACCAUGCAUUAUAACUUUGAAACAAA
Molecule: messenger RNA, 1264 nt
Organism: Manis javanica (Malayan pangolin)
Lineage: Eukaryota; Metazoa; Chordata; Mammalia; Pholidota; Manidae
Source: RefSeq, a predicted model, not a curated record